AUGGGCGACCACCUUCGCGUAGACGUCCUUAUUCUUGGUGCCGGACCGGCAGGUUUGAUGGCUGCCGCAUGGAUGGCCGUGACUGGGGUCCGGACACUGUUGGUAGAACGGAGGCCGCAAGGGACGCAGGACGGUCGCGCAGAUGGACUAGAAAGCCGGACAUUGGAAAUCUUGGACAGCUUCGGACUUGCCGACGAGAUUUGGGCUGAAGCGAACCACACGGUCGAGCUUGCGUUGUGGUGUGAUUCGGUCGACGGUCGCCUCCGAAGAGAGGAGAUCUCUGCAAAUACUGAGCCGGGGUGGUCCAGAUUCUAUGAAUCUACCCUCCGGCAGGGUAGGGUCGAGGAUCACUUGUUGAAGUUUAUGCAGUCGGCGAAACACCUCGACAUCAGACGAGCGACCAUCCCCACGACCUUGGAGAUUGAUUAUAGUACCAUUGAGGAUCACGCAACCUAUCCAAUCCGCGUGACACUGGACAAAAUCCCUCCAACAGAUUUUGUCAAGCCAAUGAAUUCAACGUCUGGCAGCGGCGCGAGCUCUCCGAGGAGCGAGGGCAGCGAGACCAGCGUGGCGUCUUCUGCGGGUGACUCGGCAAUCGCGGGACUGGAAACCGUCGUUGAAGCCAAGUAUGUUCUGGGAUGCGAUGGCGCCCAUAGCUGGCUCCGCAAACAACUCGGCAUCCGGCUGGAAGGACAAAGCUCUGAUUACCAGUGGGGUGUCGUGGAUUUCAUUCCCAUCACAGACUUCCCGGAUAUACGCAAACGAUGCAUCGUUAAAUCCCAAUACGGAACGCUGAUGGUGCUCCCGCGCGAGAAGCGCCUGGUCCGGGUAUACACUGAGCUGUCACCGAUGGCUUCUGCACAAUACGCGAUCCAGCAAACUCCCGAGGUCAUCAUGGAUCGCAUCGCGGAGAUCAUGCAGCCAUAUAUGAUAAAAACAAACCGGAUCAACUGGCACACGACUUACAAGGUACUUACUUCCAUUUCGAUGGUCUGUUGUGCAAAUGCUGAACAAGCCCAGGUUAGCCAGCGGAUCUGCCCAAAGAUCUCAGUGCACAACCGCCUCUUCCUGGCUGGCGACGCGAUCCACACCCACUCGCCCAAGGCAGGGCAGGGAAUGAACGUCAGCAUGCAGGACACAUACAAUCUGGGCUGGAAACUCGCUGCCGUGGCUCGUGGUGCCUCGCCGCCGGAUAUCCUAGCCACAUAUGCGCAAGAGAGACUCCCCAUUGCGCAACGGCUUAUCGAGUUGGAUCAACGCCUCUGUGGUGGCAUGUGCAGUAUGUCGCGCGGAAGAUUCGACGAGGGCUACAAGCGCGCUAUCCGAGAGGAGAAUACUUCGUUUUCUGGGCUCACCGCAACAUACCAACCAAACUUACUCAUUAGCCCGUCGUCAGAAGCUGGAGGCUCGAAGGGCGCCUCCUUUUACAGCAGGCCAUCUCUGGCCAGGGCUAUCAGGCUGGGAGCCCGGAUCCCCAGCAAACUGGUCCUGAAUCAGAGCGACUCGCAAGCCUGCCAUCUACAACAACGCUUCCCCAGUACCGGGCAAUGGAAUCUGAUCAUUUUCGGGGGCGAUAUUUCUAAGAUUGAACAGAUGACUCGCGUCAAUCGCUUAGCGGAAGCACUCUCUCACCCAGCCUCAUACUUCCAGCAACUGAACAAGGCCAGCAGGGCAAGAGACGGCGUCGGUUCAGUUGAAGUGUACCUGGUACAUUCCGCAAACAGAAACAGGAUCGAUCUUUUCCGUCUGCCGGAAAUCUUCCGUCCCUGUCUCGAGGACGGGGGUAUAGACUAUAGCAGGGUGAUGGCGGAUAAUGAAUCAUACCACCAUCCUGGAGGAGGGGAGCUCUAUACGUCCUUUGGCAUAGACCCAGAAGGUUGCAUGGUUUUAUUGCGGCCUGAUCAGCAUGUCGCCUUUUUGUCUACUAUAGAUGAUGUGCACGGCAUGGAAGGCUUUUUGCGUUCAUUUACUUGCCUGUGA
Molecule: messenger RNA, 1980 nt
Organism: Aspergillus viridinutans
Lineage: Eukaryota; Fungi; Ascomycota; Eurotiomycetes; Eurotiales; Aspergillaceae
Product: putative FAD monooxygenase
Exons: 4
Coding region: 1-1980 (659 amino acids)
Molecular function (GO): FAD binding
Source: RefSeq, a predicted model, not a curated record